ACUAUUAUUCUUUUCCAUUUUAGAAUGUAGAAACUGAGGUUCAUGGUGAAAACCUGAGGCCACAGUGGAAAAUAAAAACUGGCAAAACAGCUGAGGUCGCUAAGGACCAUAAUGUUGAGGGCCUCAAUUACCCUACAAACGACUUUGGACUUCGUUCAGUGACUCACCAGUGAGGAACAAUUGAUCAGAUCCUAGUUCUCAAUCUAUUACAACACUGUGUGCAGCAGCAGGGACCCAUUUAAUAUCCCAAAUUAAGUAAAAUCUCUGUACCUAAUGAGUUGUACAGGCCAUUGGAAAAACAAGAGGUGUUAUGUUGGAGUUAUUGGAGGAGGCUUUGUGGAGGAAAUAGAACUUGCUAUGGGCCUGGAUGGAAUUUGAAGAAUGAUGCUAUCAGUAUUUUAUUUUAUUCCUUACAGUGUGCCAGACACUGAACUCAGUGCUUCAAACAUUUAAUCCUCACAUCCACCCUAGGAGAUAGUACUGUUGUAAUCCCUCUGUGACAGAGGAGGAAACUGAGCCUUGAGUGUUUUUAAGUAGUCUCUCCUCGUAGGCAGUUGGACAUAUUAGAGUGUUACUAUGCAAGCAUGGAAAUAGAACAAGUGAAGUUAGAUGAAUUGAAAGUUUAAUAUGAGCUCUUGCUGAUGAAGCUCAUGGUAGGGAUGGAUUGUUUUUGGAGAUCAGAAUAAUUAUAGCUACUAUGUAUUGAGUGCUGGCUAUGUGCUAGACAUUGUGCCAGAUGCUUUGCUUGCUUUAUCUCAUUUGAUCCUCUCCAAAACCUCGUGAGACAUAGGUACUAUUUUUAUCCCUAUUUUAGAGAUGAAAAUUCUCCAGUCUCUUGCCCAAGGUUAGAGUGCUGGUGAAUGGCAGAGCCAGCAUGUGGACCCAGGUCUGUUUUAACUCUAAAGCCCAUAAUCUUAACGACUUACCAAUGCUACCUGUCCUGCUUCCAGCCUUUUGAUAAGGAUGAAUUUGGCAAUGAGACCAGAAAACUUGAUGUUUAUAAGCGUAAGAUUCUCUAAUCCCUGGGUAGUGCUUGGAUGUGGACACUGCCAAAUAUGCCUUUGUGACUCUCCUUAUUCUAAAUCCUCAGUGGUUGGCCAGCUCUAUUCUUUCUUUGGAUAUAAUUCAAGCAGGUUACAAUCUGGUCUUUCAAGUCUUGGAACAGUCCGGCUUUAAAGUGAAUUUACAAUCCUUUUAGUGCAUUGUAUGUUGAUUUUGAAGCCUAAGAGUUUCUUAGUAGGUACUCUUGUUUCCCUUUUGUCUAAAUUCUUGAGGGAAGGCUUUUUGUCAGCUCCUUACACUGACAAAAAUGGUAGUUUCUCAGAAAGAGGUCAACAGAAGGAGUUAAUGGGAGGAUAGGGGAAAUGAUGCUUUGUUAUUUAAAGGGAAAGUAAGAGGAAAGAUGAGAAGGCCAUUAUGGAAGAGUGAGGAGAAUUAACAAUGUCGACUGAAAUAAAUGCACAGCCUAAAAGUUGAGAGUUAUGUUUUAUUUGGCAGACAUUUCUGAGGAUUCGAACCCCUUAGAGCCUGGGAUGACAGCCUCUCAGAUCGCUCUGAGGGGAUGCUCUGAAGAGGUAGGGGAGGAGCUAGGAUAUAUAGGAGCUUUACAACAAAGACCAGGUAGUUGGAACAUUAAAAAAUUACUUGUUAACUAAAGAAAACCAGGCAUCUCAAGUUAAAGAAUUUAGUACUUUUUUGUGUAUGGAAGGGAGCAAACAUUUGGGCUCACUAAAUUCAUUCCUUUGACAAGCACCUAGCUAUCUAGGGCCAGUAUCCUGUCCUUUCUUAUUCUGAGUCCCCUCAGAGUGCACCAUUGUGAGUGGCUGCAGAGGCUGGGUUGCAGGCUUGUCUUCACUGAGGGAUGGCUGCAGUGGCUGAUGACUUGAUGGCUUCAGCAUUCUUUGUUUCCUGAUAUGGUUUGCAGUGUUUUUCACUCACAGCAGUAAUACCAUUUCUUGAUAGUAGAGAUUUAAAAUUUUAAAAUAUUAUGAAAACAACAGGUGAUUCUUUUUUAAAAUCCCAGGGUUAUAAAAGACUUUCAAAGCAUGAUAUCAAAGACAGAAGCCAUGAAGGAAGUGACAAGUAUAUCUGCUUACAUAAAGAUAUAAAAGCUUCUGGUAGGGAGGUUUAGAUAGCUCAGAGGUAGAGUGCAUGCUUAGUAUAGAUGAGGUCCUGGUUCAAUCCCCAGUACCUCCAUUAAAAAAAAAAAGCUUCCGUACAUCAAAAAACAUCAUAAGCAAAGCUACAACAAUGGCAACCUGGAGGAAAUAUUUGUAAUAAAUGUCAAAUAGUCUGUAUUAAAUAUCAUUAAAACAUAAAUAACACUUAUAACCCAAUAAGAAAAAGAACACACCAGUUAAAAAAUGGGCAAAGACCACAGAUGGUCACAUCCCAAAAGAAGAAAUAACAGCUGGCCAAAAAACAUGUUAGAAAAUAGUUUAAUAUUUCUGGUAAUCUGAGACAUGCAAAUGAGAGCAGCAAAUUUUGUGUCUGUGUGUGUAUGUGUUGUAGGGGAGGAAAAUUAAUUUUCUCUCUACCCUUCUAAAUUCUUGGCUGAGAUUACCCUGUAAUAAAAGACAAAACAACGAGAAAAACAAACAGACCUUUAAUAACACGUAUACCUCCUGUAUACAUAUGAGAAACCCAGGAAAACUGAGGAACUCCCUGAAAUGGCCCACGCCACCACCUUAAUUAGCAUCUCCAGCUAAAGACAAAAGAGGGGAGGGAGCCUCUUAUGCCAGGUGACCUGGAAAAGGACAGUAAACAAAGGUAAGGUUGUUAUGCAGAUUUAAGUUGCUGCCUUCUCUAUUGAGAAGCUGAGUUUCUAGGGCUUUAGAGUCAUCCUUUUCUUCCUUGUACAGAUGGGAGACACCCUUACAAAUGGAGAUUUCCCUCAUAAAUGUAAAUGUCUCUUACAAAAAGGGUCCCUUCCCCUUGAUUUUUCAAAGCUUCUCCUGUAUCUGCUGUUUUUUUUUUUUAAACCAACUCAAAAUAAUCCUUAUGCUAAGGAGUCAUUUUUGCGCUAGCAAAUUCUGCAGCCUUUUAAAAAGUGAUAAUGACCUAUUGGCCAGGUUGUAGCAAAAACACAUUCCCAUGUUCCCUGCAAGAGUGUAAAGUCAAAGACAUUUUUUGGAAGGCAGAUUAGAAUUACAGGUUAAAAGCCUGAAAAUAUAUAUUCCCUUUGAAUACCUAGAAAUUCUCAUUCUACAAACGUAAACUAAAUAAAUAAUAAAGGAUCUGAAAAUUUUGGCUUAAGUUACAUGUGCAACAGGAGGAGACUGGUUGAGUUGCAUAUCCACAUAACUGAAUAAAAUGAAGCUGUUAGAAAGUGAGAUUGUAGGAGCAUGUUAAUCACAUGGAGUAUAUUCAGGAUAUGGUUUGGGACAAUGCAUAAGGCCACCAUGCUGGACAGGUGGACGGGGUCUGGAAUAGAGAAGGCCUUGCCUGCCAGGCUAAGGAGCUUGACCUUUUCCUGUAGGUACUGGCCAGGCAUUAAAAGAUUUUAGAGGGCAGAUCAGACUGUAUUUUAGAUAGCUCCCUCUUGUAACAGUGUGCCUGGAGGUAAGAGACCAGAGAAAAUGGUGGCAGUGAUCCAGGGGGAGAAGAUGAGGACCUGAGAGUAUAAACAUUAGUGAAUAGAACCUAGGACAGACUUUAUACAGCCCAAGGCAUGGAUCUUUCCUGUGGUGGGCAAUGUUUACAAACACUUGUCCUCAGGAACCCCUGAAUAGUUGGGUGUUAUCAUAGGCGGUGGAGCCAGGAGGACUGGAGCCAUGGGGCUGGGCCUCUGAAAAUUGUGUGCCUGGCCGAACACCACUCUCCUGUCCCUCUCUCACUCUCUUUCUCUCUUACUUAGUUUUCCCACCCCCGCCUUCACUGCUUAAUCCGGCUAGCCCCUCAUUUAGGAUGGUCUUGGUGACUCGUCCUCCUUCCUUCCUGACGACAUUUCUCAGAGUACUAACACUUCCUCCUGCGAACAAAAAUGAUCUUUAGGCAUUAGGACCAGGAGCGUUUAUUGAAUCCAGUGUUGGGGUGAAGCAGAAUUUGGCAGGGAGCUGGACAAUGAUGCCUGUGAACUUCGGGCUGAUAGGACUGUGGAACAGGCACAGGAAGAGGAAGUGGGACAAGUGAUACUGAGAGCGUGGGUAAGGAAGAUGGGAACCUGGGACUGGAGUGGUUCAGAGGAUGAAGUGGGACAAGUGAUACUGAGAGCGUGGGUAAGGAAGAUGGGAACCUGGGACCGGAGUGGUUCAGAGGAUGAACUGGUACAGUUGCUGGUACCUAGAUUGGGUGCUUAGGAAAAAGCUGAAUUUUUAAGUUUCUGGACAAGAUAACCUUGGAGUAGCACAGAGAGCUGCUCUCUCCUGGGGAAGCUGAGAGAAGGAGGUUUUGAAUGGAACUUGAAGAUUUUUCCAGGAAAGAAAUCAUCCAGAAAAGACCUCAAUUUUGUAAGGAUUCAAGAACUGUAAGCACCCAGCCGACCUGGGAAUGAGAUCUUCCUCCUGGCCUGCCCUCCAUGUCCGGGAGCUAUCGUCGUCUUCAAGCUACAGAUGCACAUGUUGAAUGGAGCUCUCCUGGCCCUGCUGUUUCCUGUGGUAAAUACGCGGCUGCUCCCCUUUGAAUUGGAGAUUUACUACAUUCAGCAUGUUAUGCUCUACGUGGUGCCCAUCUACCUGUUGUGGAAAGGAGGUGCUUAUACCCCGGAGCCCCUCAGCAGUUUCCGGUGGGCCCUUCUUUCAACUGGCCUCAUGUUCUUUUAUCACUUCAGCAUCUUGCAGAUCCUGGGCCUGGUCACCGAAGUGAAUUUGAACAACAUGCUGUGUCCGGCCAUCUCAGACCCAUUCUACGGCCCCUGGUAUCGCAUCUGGGCCUCGGGACACCAGACUCUCAUGACCAUGACCCACGGGAAGCUGGUCAUCCUGUUCUCAUACAUGGCUGGGCCUUUGUGUAAAUAUGUGCUGGAUUUGCUCCGGCUUCCAGCCAAGAAAAUAGACUGAAGGUGCUUGUGUGUUUUUGUUUUGUUUUGUUUUGGGGUUUCUUCUUUCUUUUUUUUUCUUUAUCCCUGAGGAAACAAGUCCUGAUUUGACUUGGAGGACACUCAGUUCUUGAUGAAAUCAUGGGAGAGGGCAGUAGGGUAUUUGGUGUAUUUCUUUUUCCCUCCUCUCUGUCCCUUUCUUCCACUACCUUUCCUUCCCCAGCUCGUCCCCCAGGACAGCUUCCGGCACCUGGGGUGUCAGGCUGAGGGCUGGACGUAUCCUCCUCCCCUUUGGCUCUCUCCCUGCUCCUAGUGGCCUUACAUGGGUAGUCAGUGGCUUUCACUCUGCUUGUUGGUGCUUUACCAGCAGCCGGUUGAGGAGAAAGGGAACACAAGCAGUAGUCUUUUGGGCAUCGAAGUGAUGAGAUGGGGUGUGUUUCGUUUCUCCACUGCCAGGGACCUCUGCUAGGGUCCCCUUUUGUCUCCAGCACAGCCCCCACCCUAAGGGGACUGAGGCCUUGUUUCUAUACCAGCGGCAAGCCGAGAGCCAAGGGAUUUCCCAGCUUGUGGCCAAAGUAGAACUGGCCAGAUUCUUCCCACUGGUGUCCCAUGACUCAAAGCAAGUAACCAACCAGCCACUCCAUCCAGGAUACUGCCAGUGCUGGGAGGUGGGGGCGCUACCCAGCCCAGGGGCUAGAUUCCACCCAGGAGGAUGGAGAGUUGUCGGGAUGGUGAAUCCGAAAGUGAACCAGGUUGAAAUGUCCACAGCCAACACUAAGCAGGACUUUUGGUAAAUUCUGCUUGUGAGAGCUGAGAACUGACCCAUAUCCUGAUCAGAAGUGAGCGUAGAAAUUAAUCAACAGAAGUGGUAACUUGAUAAAACUGUGAUUUGAAUUAUAUGCUUGCUUUUAGUUUAAUGUUGAUAAUAGAUGCCAUUUUAAUUUUGAGUGCCCCUUGAAGUUUCUCUCUUUCUUACUCUUUUUUUAAAGGCAGCUUCAGGGAAGGAUGAGCUAGACUUGGGUUUUUUUUUUUCUUUUUGGUUUUUUGUUUGUUUGUUUGUUUUUGGCUUUUGGGAUUUUGUUUAUCUGUUUAUUCAUUUGUUUUUGGAUAUUUGAGUUUGGAGAAUCCUUGCAUUAGGUCCUUCUGGAGGGACUCCUGUCGAUCCAUUUCAUCCCAUUUUACAGGAUCAGCAUCUUGGGUUUGGGAUGAUACUGAUCCGGCUGUGUUGUUUCCCUAGGGCCAGCUGUCAUCUCUGCUGCCAGACUCAGCACUGUGUUGUUUAGCGUGGGGGUCAUCACAGGCUCCCACCUUGCCCACCCCCAAAGCCUAUGUCUAGGUUGAAAAAGAGGUACCAAGGAAUCAGGUCCCCACAGGUGGAGGUUGAAGUGUUCUAAAAGGAAGACCUUUUGUUGCAAGACAGCCUGAAUCAUCCAUGAACCUCAAGAAGGGAGGCAGUGGCUGGGCAUUUGGUGACUCCUUGUUGGCUCUUACUUAGAUUUUUUAAGAACAGAAGAAAUAGUUCUGUGACCUCCUCUGAUGGGCCUCCCUCCCCUCUCCCACUCUAGACACCCCAGUUGUCCUGGGCCCAUUCAGUAUUUCAGGUGUUUCUGUACCAGACCUAGAGUGAGUUUCACUGGCUCAGUGGUCAUGAUUUUGACAGGUGGACCUACAGGAGGCAGCAGAAUGGAGGAGUCUUUCCUAGCAAGGGCGAGGCCCAGGAAAGCAACCAUGGCAGGGCCAUCAAUCAAUUCCCAGGGUGUGAGGUUGCAGGAGGGGGAACCUGGAGUGCUUUGGCUCCCUGUGAGCUUCUCGUGACGCAUAAUACACUGUAUUUUCUGCCAUCUUUGAGGAUCUGGCCGAGUUUUUCUUAGUGCCUCUCAUCCCAGGGUCGCUUGCUUGAGGAGGCACCUCUGGCGUGGCUGGGUUCACCCUGCCCACUGGCUGCAUGUAGGCGUGGCUUAAGAGGAAAUGCACAAGGCCUCAGCGCCCCUUGGCCUCUUGACCAAAAGAUAGGUUGGAAGGAGAUCACUGGAGGAACUCCUGGGGUCUGUACCCAGCCAGGAUGCAGAGUUUCUGCCUCAGCUGGGGCCAGCAGCCUGGGAGGGACACCUCCGCUGCGAAGGGCUCUCUCUUACCUCCUCUCCGUGGCCUGGUGCAGGAUACCAAUCAACCCGAGCUCUCCUUGCACUGGCAUGCCUCUAAAAGCUUGCCUUUGCCCUGGCUGCAGCCCUGUACCCCAUGCUGGCAGGCACUUUGCUGCUGCUUGGAAGAAAGGGAGAAAAUGGAAGCCACAUGCCUGGCUUGGCCAGGCCAGAGACAGAUGCACCUGUCUGGGGCAAAGGGAGGUGCAGGGCUUCUGGGCCCCAUGUUGGCUCAGCAACAUAUAGGGGGAAGGCCCAGAGGGGGGCCCCCGUCCCUAGGCUCCCCCUAGAGUCAGGCCGUUAUUGAGGUGUUGGGGAGCAGCAAGCAUCUGCACUGGUCUGUACCUGACUCUUGGGCCGAGCCCAUGUAGAGAGGUAACCUGGCCAGACCCACGGCAGCCUGUCUUGCAGGAUGGCCCCCGCAGCAGUGGGCCUGGGCUUACCAGCGCCUCCCUGGAGCUUUCCUGCUGGUGCCAAGGAGGUUCCCCAGCCAGCCUUGCCAAGUUCCCAUAUGCCGUUUGCCAGCGUGUGGGAACUCUGUGUGUGUCUGAGCAUCUGUAGAAGUGGACAGUUUCUUUUAAAACAGCCGUAGAAAGGGAAAAGUGUAUUCCCUCCAGCUCCCAGGUCAUGCUGGCUAAGGAUCUGGGCUGGUGAGAAGAGUCUGUUCAGCUGGCCAACUUGUGGCCUCAGGUCAGAAUUACCUGCUUGCAGCCCCUCAUCUACCCUAGGUAUUGGGUUCUGUACACCAAAGAUGAUCUGACCCAUUUUCUUCUUGGAGGCCCAAUGACAUGUUCCUCUGUUGGUCUGCGAGGAAGCCACAGGCUCAGUCUCCCUAAGUCAACCUUCUCUCUUUCUCCUGGGACUUCUCAGCAUUCACAGAAGCUGCUGGCAGGGGAGUCAGGAUGUGUGGGGCAGUUGGGGCACUCACCUAUCCGGUAGCUCAAGUCUUUCUCUCAGAUCAUCCCUUUGGCCGCAGCCUCCAUCAGGGGUCUUGCUGGUUUUGCUCAUUGCGAGUUCAGUGUUGUGUGGAGUGGGCACAGCUGCCCACAGGUCGCAGGUUGUCAGUCCGUCUCCACACAUGCUGGUGUUGGGGCCAGGCUGGCGGAAGACCCUUCCUCCCCGCCCUCUCCUUCCCUUGGCCAAAAACACUUCCUUGGGUUUGUAGCCUUUGAUCCCGAUCCUGAGUCAUCUGAAGGGGAGAUGGGAGAGGAGAUGGGGAGGUGGGUGAGCAGAGAAUAGCUGGUGUGGCAUUGCAGGACAAGACGCCAUGGCUGGUUUUAGUAAAUUGGGAGCCUGUAUAAGGGAGGUGUCCCACAGGCCUUCGCACACUCCUUGGCAGGGCCCCAGAGGACUGGGAAGGAGCUUCCUCACUGCACACCUUGCCCCGCCCUCUGGGAGCCAGGUAGGGUCCGUGAGAGGGAGCCAGCCUUCCCUCUUCUGUAUAUACAGUGAGCCACUUGUGCUCAGGAAAACCUAGUCGCUUGCUGUUGCUCUUGUGACACUUUUGUACACUGGUUUGCUACUCGUGGCACGAAACAAACAAAACAGAAAAGUCAUUUCAAGCCAAGCUGUUGUUUUGGAAACCUGCUUUCUUUCGGUGUCUGUUUUGUAUUCUACUUGAAAGAAUUCUUCAUUCAUGUUGGUGUUACUGUGGUAGACAGAAUAAGAUAGCCUGAUUUGUAAUUCUUUCUGCCAGGAAAUUGGUAGUUCCUCCUUCGCGCCCCUUGCCCCAGUCCUUGCUCGUUCCCAAGGUGGGCUUGGUGUGUCCUGGGAAGACCCUCCCUGUCACCCGCCCCGACAGCAGCUCCCUUUAGAACCAGUCUUUGUAAUCCCCCUCAGCAGCUGCAGGAUGAGUAUUUUUGCCAAGCUGGUUCCUGGGUGCUCUGCACCCCCACCAGUUUGUUCACCUCUUGGGGCGUUUUGUAAUGUUUUCUCUGUUUCGUAAAACCUUACGAUUGUACUGAAAUGGUUUCUGCAGUCCCCUUUGGAAAUAAAAGGUCUUUAAUUUGUGCACUUAGCAUUCUGAAUUUUGGUCAUAGGUGUUUCUGUUGUUAAGAUUCCUGAAUGAAAAGGAACCCUCACCAUGGGACUUACUGUUAAAUGUUUUCCUUCAUUUACUGUUAUUAAAAGAUUUAUGAGAA
Camelus dromedarius (Arabian camel) is the source of this 9257-nucleotide messenger RNA. It is a transcript of the gene TMEM164, whose product is annotated as transmembrane protein 164. The record is from RefSeq and is a predicted model, not a curated record. Lineage: Eukaryota; Metazoa; Chordata; Mammalia; Artiodactyla; Camelidae. The transcript is spliced from 6 exons. Bases 4551 to 4997 code for a protein of 148 amino acids.